Molecule: messenger RNA, 6679 nt
Organism: Podarcis lilfordi (Lilford's wall lizard)
Lineage: Eukaryota; Metazoa; Chordata; Lepidosauria; Squamata; Lacertidae
Source: the annotation of a GenBank genome assembly
AUGAUUUCCACCGGUGAAAUGCUGGAGGGUGGGCAUCUGUCUCCCCCUCCCUUUCCCGCUGAGGUUUAGCAACCCAGCGGUGCCUUACAUCUGUCACAGAAAGAGACCUGCCUUUCAAUGGCGUCACCAGAGAAGGAGGUCUCUCUCUCUUGCUCUCUCUCCCUCUCUUUUUUCCUUGGGUGAAGGUGGGGGGAAGCACUGUGGUGGCUUUUAUUUUUCUUAAUUAGCCUGGCAAAAUCCCCCUUCUUCUUUUGCUAAACAACCCGGUCUGCCUCAUGCAACCUCCAUUUGCUUCCUGAAAAAAAGGCUCUCUCUUCCUCUCCCUCUUUCUGUUUUUUCUUCUCCUUCUUGCAACGAAUCCGUUAGCUCAAGACUUUUUGCAGGAGGAGCGUUUCCCCUGAAUUCCCCCCUCUGCCGCUUCUCUCUCCCUCUCUCUCUCCUUCUUCUCUUUCCAGCUGUUGCUUGGGGAAAAAACUUUGCGCCCCGCGCUUGGAUAACCUCUCUCAUCGGACCAACCGAAAUUUCCGGCAAGAAACCCGGGGCGGGGAGAAGAAAAAUAAAAAAAAACAAAAUUAGAGAAAGGUAUGCGAAGGGGAAUUUAUUUAAUAUUUUUUUCUUCCUUUGGGAACUUUCUGGUUUUGCAAAGCUGGAGGGGGGGGGAUGUGAUGAAGCGCUCCAGGGACGGAGUUGCAGAAACCGUGCGCAAAAACGGCUGGUUUGGGGGAUGAGGCCGGGGACGCGGUCUCUCCCCGGCCCCCCACCCGAAAAGAUGUCUUGCUUGGGGCUUUCUGUCUCUCUCUCUCUGUUCCGGAGAAUGGGAAGGGCUUGCUGCCUUCUGGGUGGGUGGGAAAACAUUGCUGCAAGAUGCCAAGUAUGUUCGCCUCGCGUUCCCAAAAUUCUACACGUAUGCAAAAAUCUCCAGGGCUGAUCUCGACCAUCUGCAGUGGCGGGUGGACUAGGAAAGGAAGGAAGCAUGACUUUCGGGGUCCCCCAUCACCCAGGGGUCCUAAAAGCGGCUGAAUUCAUGCAUUUAUACAGUAUAGCAUUUCCCUAACUGGUACCCCGCACUUCUUGGAAACUAUAAGGCAUAGGAAAUAUUUAUUUCCACCAGCGGCUUUGACAUGUUCAUCAAAAUCUGAGAUGUAGUAGUUAUUUUAUUUUAUUUUUAAGUGUGGUGAUCUGUUGUAGGGCAAUGCCAGGGACAGGGACUGCCCAGGUUGCUGGUUGCAAAGGGAACCCCAUAACAGCCCCACAGAGCCGUAGCUAUGAAGUGGGGGGGCUGCCAGGUUUUGGGCCUCCAAAGGGGUGCCAUGGAGUGCCAUGGAGCCUGUGUGUGUGUGUGUGUAGGGGGUGUCAAACUGGGUCUUUGACCUGGGUGAAAUAAAGUCUAGUCCCCCCCAGCCAGCCCCCAAAAUGUAUGCCCACCCCUGACUAUCUCCUUGGGCCUGGCCAGUGUUCCAACAUCAGUCUCCCUUUAUAUGGUGGCUUUGGGUGUGGGGUUUGUGUGCGAGAGCCAGCCCCUUCCCAAAUUAUUAUUAUUUUUACUAAUUAAAUUUGCGUACCGCCCUAUACUAGCAGGUUUCAGGGUGGUUACAACAUAAAACCACAGUAUAAAAUACAUAAUAAAAACAUAAACAAGAACAACCCAAUCACUCCACCCCCCAAAAAAACACAUUUUAAAUGGGCAUUGGAUAUCAGCCAGCCAAAGGCCUGGCGCCUAAAGGGGUUUAAUGAAGGCGCCAGGCAAGCCUCCCUGGGGAGAGCAUCCCACAAGCGGGGAGCCACUGCAGAGAAGGCCCUGUUCUCAUAGAAGAAGCACAUGAAAAAGGGCCUCAGAGUCUGGGUCAGUUCAUAUGGGGAGAGGCAGCAAUGGAGGUAUCGAUUGGCAUUGCCAUUCAAAUGGCAUGAGUUCACUGCAUCAUGUGAUCAAUUAUGGAGGGUGGGGCUUACCUGCUCUCCCCCCCCCAAUAUUUUAUUUAAGUUGGCACCCCUGUGUGUGUGUUUUCCUCCCAACUUUCUGACAACCUUUUAAUUACCUGCAUCUGCUAAUUGGGCAUUGCGGGAUUACAUGUCUACCUUCCCAACAAGCUUAAACGUGCUUUCUUGUCUCAGCUGCCCUUCAGGUGCCCACGAAAAAUAAGUCAAUAGCUGUGUGGUUUUUUUCUUCUUCUUCAAGCUGGGUAUCUGGCUCGGAGCUCUGGGUCAUAUGCUCUGAUUGGAUCCUUAAAAGCAUUCCCUUCCGUCCAAUUUUAUUUUUUUUUAAAACCCACACUCCAAUGCACCACAGGCUCAAUUCAAUUAAUCCCUCGCAACCUGUUGUUUUAAUCAUCUGAGCAAACUUGAGUUGAAAAGCUAAGCCAUUCGCUCAGUGACGUCUGGUGGGUUGAGAGUGUAAAUAAUUGGGCUUAGUAAUAAUUAAAAAUGAGAGCCGGGGUUAGGAGGAGGCUGGAGGUGAGCAUUCUCUUUUUACCUCCAUUUCAGAUGUUUCAAAGCUAAGUUCAAUGGCCUCUUUUUAUAUUUGGAGCCUUUAAUAGCUGCCUGACGGGCAUGCAGUUCACCCCGUGGUGCCCUUUUUAGCAUGAAGGCACUCAGAGACAUGGCAGUUGAAUUUCUGAUCAGGUAGCGACCUUCUCUGAAAGGGAUAUCUUGUAUCCCGCUUGGACUACUGCAAUGCGCUCUACGUGGGGCUACCUUUGAAGGUGACCCGGAAACUACAACUAAUCCAGAAUGCGGCAGCUAGACUGGUAACUGGGAGCGGCCGCCGAGACCACAUAACACCGGUCUUGAAAGACCUACAUUGGUUCCCAGUACGUUUCCAAGCACAAUUCAAAGUGUUGGUACUGACCUUGAAAGCCCUAAAUGGCCUCGGCCCAGUAUACCUGAAGGAGCGUAUCCACCUCCAUCGUUCUGCUGGACACUGAGGUCCAGCGCCGAGGGCCUUCUGGCGGUUCCCUCCCUGCGAGAAGCUAAGUUACAGGGAACCAGGCAGAGGGCCUUCUCGGUGGUGGCGCCCGCCCUGUGGAACGCUCUCCUACCAGAUGUCAAAGGGAAGAACUACCAGACUUUAAGACAUCUGAAGGCAGCCCUGUUUAGGGAAGCUUUUAAUGUUUGAUGUAUUACAGUAUUUUAAUUUUUUUUGGAAGCCACCCAGAGUAGCUGGGGAAGCCCAGCCAAAUGGGCAGGGUAUAAAUAAUAAAUUGUUGUUGUUGUUGUUGUUGUUGUUAUAUCUAGGUAUGGGGAGAGGGGAAAAAAUCUAUUCAGUUUGCACCGAGGCAAACUGCAUUUUCUGAAAUGGCACACAAACAAAACAAAAGGAGCUGUUCGUUGAAAUUUGCACUUUUCCCAAUUCUGUAAAAUGGUUCUCUGGCCAGGUAAUGUGCAAAAAUGGCUGACCUGGGUGAUGGAAGAGAAAAUAAGGUGCUCUUUCGGAAGAAAUUGCUUUGCAAAACCAGAAUUGGUCUAUUAGUCAAGCCUGCAGAAAUCUGCAGGAAAGGGCGAGUGAACUUUCGUGAGGACCUUCAAAAAACAAGGCACCAACUGAUGUGUCAGCAUGCAGAAUUUGAACUUUAAGAAUGGAAGGACAAGGAGCUGAGAGGAACCAAAAUGGAUAGAUUGGUCUGUCCUUGCACUCUUCACAUGCUUGUGGGACUCCUCACUCGUCUUCAAAUCAUAGAGUUGUCCUACUCAGAGGCAGCAUACAAAUAAAAUUAUGUAUGUGCUCAGAGGUUUUACCACAAUCAAGCAGUAUGUAGGUUUUGCUACAUUCUGGAAGCCAAGCCUUAUGAGGAACGGUUGAAGGAGCUGGGUAUGUUUAGCCUGGAAAAGAGGAGAUACAAUGCCAUCUUCAUAUAUCUCAAGGGCUGUCACAUGGAAGAUGGAGCCAGCUUGUUAUCUCAUGCUCUGGAGGGUAAGACUCGAACCCAUGGCUUCAUGUUACAAGAAAGCAGAUUCUGACUAAACAUCAGGAGGAAAAAACUUUCUGGCAGUAAGAGCUUCUUGACAACGGAACAGAGGUUGUGGACUCUCCUUCCUUGGAAGUUUUUGAGCAGAAGUUGGGUGGCCAUCUGUCAUGGAUGCUUCGGCUGCAUUGCAGGGGGUUGGACUGGAUGACCUUUGGGGGCCCCCUUCCAACUCUACAGUUCUAUGAUGCUGUGGUUUUAUUUCACUCUCAUGCCUUUACCUCUCUGAUCAGUUUCCUUGAGACUUUUGUGGUUGUUGCUCUUGAAAACUAUCUAUUUAUUGCGUUUAGAUCCCACCUUUUCUCUGCAGAGCUCGGGGUGGCAUACACAGUACUCCCCCUCCUCACUUAACCCCCCAACAUCAACCCUGCGAGGUAGGAUAAUAAAUAAUAAUAAUAAUAAUAUUUAUUUAUACCCCGCUCUUCCUGGUUCAAAACCGGGCUCAGGGUAGCUAAAAACAAAUUUAAAACACACACUUAUAAAAGCAGCAUAAAAUACAGUAUAAAAACAUGAAUAACAGUAAAAUUCAAAAAUCAGUUUAGGGGAUAUAAGCAUUAGAUAAUCCCCAGGGCUAGCUGGCUGAAUUGGUCCUACUUGGGCCAGCGAGGAGGCCAGGGGAGAAUUAGCUGUGGGGUCUCAGAGUGGGUGAUUUUCAUAAAAGGAGAGGGGGAAGGAAGAGAAAGGAAAUCAGUCUGAAUUCAAAUUAAAGGCCAAGUGGAAUAGCUCUGUCUUACAGGCCUGACGGAAGGAGGUUAAAUCCUGCAGGGCCCUGGUCUCAUGGGACAGAGCAUUCCACCAGGUCGGAGCCAUCACUGAGAAGGCCCUGGCCCUGGGGGAGGAUAGGCUGAGAGAGAGGGAGACUGGCCCCCCAAAGGGCAUCUGGUGAGCUUUGUGGCCACGUGGGGGGGGAUUUGAACCCAGGACACACAGGUCCUAGUACAACACUCUAACCAUUAUGCCACUACUGGCUCCCAGUUGCGGAGAGUCGGUUAUGCCAAAAUCCCCCAGCCGAGUCCUACUCAGAGUAGACCCACUGAAUUUAAAGCCGUCAACUUGGGAUGGGCCUACCCUGGGUCAGCAAUCACCCGGUGAUGAAAUAACCACAUUUCCGAGCUCCUGGUCUUCAAAACAAGAGCUCAAGGUCCACGGGUCCCGUUGCCUUCCUUGCAAAAAUGCUUCCUCGCUUCUUCGCAGGCGGAGAGGGACCCCUCCAGCACAUCUGCUUCCCAUUACUCUCCUCUGCAGUUGGAUCCAAAGCCAGCGCGGCCGAGCUGUCUGCAGACCCAGUGGCAAAAUUGGGAACAGACGCGCUCUCUCUCGCUCUCUCCUUCCCUUCAACAACAAUCUGGAUUUUUUUUUGGGGGGGGGAGAAUUAAGAUGUAAACUAAUCCUCUCUGUGUCCUUCUCCCUUGCCACUCUCCCCACUGUUUUUGUGCCACAAGCACCUCUCAGUUUCUGUCCUCCUUUUUUCCUUCCCCCACUAUCUUUCUCUCUCUUGAGCCACAAAAUCUCUUCUAUGAGCCACAACAGCUCUGCCUCCAUGGCAGAGGCGGAGAUGCUUCAUGUGACUCCCGCAGUAACUAGACAACCUUUAGAAGACAUCUGAAGGCAGCCCUGGAUAGGGAAGCUGUUGGUGUUCAAUGUUUUACUGUAUUAUGUUUUCACAUAUGUUGGAAGCCGCCCAGAGUGGCUGGGGAAACCUAGCAAGAUGGGAGGGAUAUAAACAAUAAAACAAACAAUUGCUGCUGCUGUUGUUAUUGAAUAGGACAUGCUCUGGUUAUCUCCCGCUUGGAGUACUGCAAUGCGCUCUCCGUGGGGCUACCUUGGGUGACCCAGAAACUGCAACUAAUCCAGAAUGUGGCAGCUAGACUGGGGACUGGGAGACCACAUAACACCGGUCUUGAAAGAUCUACAUUGGCUCCCAGUACGUUUCCGAGCACAAUUCAAAGUGUUGGUGCUGACCUUGAAAGCCCCAAACGGCCUCAGCCCUGUAGACCUGAAGGAGCGUCUCCACCCCCAUCGUCCAGCCCGGACACUGAGGUCCAGCACUGAGGGCCUUCUGGCGGUUCCCUCACUGCAAGAAGUGAAGUUACAGGGAACCAGGCAGAGGGCCUUCUCAGUGGAGGCGCCCGCCCUGUGGAACACCCUCCCACCAGAUGUCAAGGAAAUAAACAACUACAGUGGUACCUCAGGUUAAGAACUUAAUUCGUUCCAGAGGUCCGUACUUAACCUGAAACUGUUCUUAACCUGAGAUACCACUUUAGCUAAUGGGGCCUCCCGCUGCCGCCGCGCAAUUUCUGUUCUCAUCCUGAAGCAAAGUUCUUAACCCGAGGUACUAUUUCUGGGUUAGUGGAGUCUGUAACCUGAAGCGUGUGUAACCUGAAGCAUCUGUAACCUGAGGUACCACCAUUCCUGACAUUUAGAAGACAUCUGAAGGCAGCCCUGUUCAGGGAAGUUUUUAACGUGUGACAUUUUAAUGUAUUUUUAAUCUUUGUUGGAAGCUGCCCCAAGUGCCAGAUGGGUGGGGUACAAAUAAUAAAUUAUUAUUAUUAUUACUUUCAUCGGAGAAAUGUUGGAGGGUAUGCAUCUCAGGGCCCCACGCUAGGCCAAAAGGUUCCUGCAUUGGAGGGGCUUGAACAAUGAUCCUUGUGGUCCCUUCCAACUCUCCUGUGAUGCUCCUCUCCGACAGAGCGAUGCCGCAGACUCCUGGCACAUGCUGA